This is a messenger RNA of Lytechinus variegatus (green sea urchin), 1570 nucleotides long. It is a transcript of the gene stpg1, whose product is annotated as O(6)-methylguanine-induced apoptosis 2-like. Bases 93 to 1121 code for a protein of 342 amino acids. The transcript has 9 exons. Gene Ontology annotation, molecular function: histone binding; chromatin binding. Gene Ontology annotation, cellular component: female pronucleus; male pronucleus; germinal vesicle. Gene Ontology annotation, biological process: epigenetic programing of male pronucleus. Lineage: Eukaryota; Metazoa; Echinodermata; Echinoidea; Temnopleuroida; Toxopneustidae. The record is from RefSeq and is a predicted model, not a curated record.
AUCCGCUUAGCAACAUUGUAAACAAUCGUACGGUAUACUCUCGAUCGAUCGACUAUUUUUAAUUUGCGAGAAAGACGUGCAAAGUUUCAGAAAUGGCAGAUUGUGUUCAAGUCCUUGACCCUAAUUACAAAAGAAUUGCAGGGUCCAUUAGAUCAGGACGAUUACAUAAAGGACAAGGGGUGAUAGCAGCAACAUCUUCCAUUCCAAGUAAAUACCAAACUAUUGUUACCAAUAAUGCUGAUCAAAGAGGAUUUGGUGCUACUUCCAAACGAUUCAACUAUGACAUUACACUUAAUGAAAAUCCAGGUCCCGGUUCAUACGUGGACCAAACUAAACCUAUCCUCGUGAAACCAUCAUUCUCAAAGAAAGGAAUGGGAGUGGGAUUUGUUUCCAAGGAAAGAAGAGCUAAGAAACACAAGAGUACCCCGGGCCCAGGUCCGGCCUAUGCUUUACCUAGUAUGCUGACCACAAAGAAAGAUUUCAACAGUGCCACGGCAACAAGUAGCUUUCAUACACCCAUUGCGGUACCCAGGGACAAGGAAUCAAAUUUACCUGCACCAAAUCAUUACAAGGUUUCAGACAGCACUAUGAGGAGACAUUAUGGCAGCCAAUUCCAAGCAUCGUUUAAAUCAACAUCGAAAAGAGUUGACUACAACAAAGUCCAGAGUGUUGCCCCAGCUCCUUGCCAUUAUACAAUCAAUGAGACGUUAACUAAAGAGGCACCUAAAGUUCCUAUGAGCAGUUUUAAAUCAACGUCAAACAGAGACCUCAUACCAAACAAAGCAAAGAAUCCUGGUCCAGGCCAUUAUCACCCUCAUGAGCCUGUCGAUGAGGCUACAAGAACGUUGUUUCCGAAGAAGCACUACCUGUGUAUCUCCGCACCAGCCAUGCCCCUCCCCCCUCCUCUCCCAGACCCAGGACCAGGUAGCUAUGAACUGGUCAACUACAAGGGACCACCAAAGCAUUACAUGUCGGGAUCGGUGUUUGUCUCGUCUACCAGUCGAUGGACGGGCGAAGCUCAGAAUACUGACUUUCCUGGCCCAGCUACAUACAGGCCGCAGACACAGAACAAGAAGCAAUCGUUCCUUUACAACGCUCAGACUAAAUGGGCGCUACCUUGAACAUGAUCAGCUUUCAGAUCAAACUUGUAACAAAACUCAUAAGACUGGGGAUCAAAAUCAAGAUUGUCAGGAACGCACUGCCGAAGACGAGCUUGAAAGGAUCAAAGGCAGGAUCGUCAGAAGUCAUACAUGAGAUUUUGUUUGUUGGUUGGCUUGAACAACUACUUUAAUACACGCAUCUACAUCAAAUGCGGGAAGAGUGCCGAGUCAUCAUGCUGACUUGAAGACCCUCAUUCAACGUUCUUUUUUACUUGCCAAGGAAGACUCGGUCUGAGUUCCAAUUAACAAAUAUAUUGGUGUCUGUGACUGAUGUUUUGAAUAGAAGAUUUAUGUGAAUAAAAGCAUGGUUUGAGUCUGUUGGCUAUUAACUACCAGUAUAGAUAGAUCAAAUCCCUUGAUUUUUUUUUCUUGUGUUUUAAUAACGUUGUUCCAUGACAAGAGUUGGAGCU